Drosophila grimshawi is the source of this 941-nucleotide messenger RNA. RefSeq lists its product as uncharacterized. The record is from RefSeq and is a predicted model, not a curated record. Bases 56 to 868 code for a protein of 270 amino acids. The transcript has 3 exons. Lineage: Eukaryota; Metazoa; Arthropoda; Insecta; Diptera; Drosophilidae.
UAGUAUCUCAACGAAAUUUCUUUUGUGAGGCAAAUUUACAAGUGAAUUAGAUACCAUGGCUGAUGUACGACCUUUGCAAUAUGACAUCAAAUGGGAUGUGUGGGAUGGCAUGCCCAUAACGGACAUCCACUUCAAAAACUAUAAUAUCGUAAUUGAAUUUAUGUGGGAGAACUCAUUUCUGCAAAACAUUGUAUAUGAGGGAGUGGGUCUACAUGAUUUGGAUGAAAUGAAGUCAAUAUAUACGGACUAUUGUAAGCACAUUUUACGCAACGAAUGCUCCGUUAUGAUUCUGGACGAGACUGAGACCGAGAUCAUAGCUGUUGCCCUACUUGAAUGGAUGACCGGAGAAUGGCACUCCUGGACCUUUUUACCAUUGACAAUUUCCAAGGGUCUUUUUCAGGAGCUGAUCCUAAUGAAAAAAGCACUAAUGGAUUCCACCAAGCGGCGUAUAGAAGCGGAUAACUUUGACUGCUUGAUGGUGCAUGAAGUGGGAUUUCCACGCUCUUUGUUCGAGGACGAGUCCUUUCUAAUGUGCAUGUUUGAUGUAAUCGGCGAGGUUGCCGCGCAUAUGCACAUGCCCCGGGUCUGUUUCAUCGCUCUCACCGCCAAGGAGCAAUAUGCCGUUGAGUUGGCUGACUAUGAGGAAUGCGGGAAAUCGAUCUACUCCAUUUACAAGGUUGCGGGCAAUAAGCGACCAUUUGAUUGCCUCCGUGACUUGGAUGAAAUGUUUGCUAUUCUUUACGUGCUGAAUCUGAAUCCGAUAUUGAACUAUCAGCUAUGGCCUGGUUUUGAGGCCUUCCAGGAAUCUCUAAGGGCCAAGCAGCAAAAGGAGAGAGAGGACGACCUAGUGAGAGCCAAUGAAAUGUGAAAUGCCCAUUUCUUAUAUAAAUCUUAAAUAUAAUAGCUAAAUUAUGUGUAUUAAAUUUUCUAAGAGAAUUCAA